ACCUAGAACUGCAAGUAUUGAAAAGUAAUAAAAAGAAUUUAUUUCAAAUAUAUAAUAAUUUAAUUAAGUAACAAAAUGAUUGCUGCCACUUACAAGUGCGGUUGCCCAUCAAAAUCAAUGUUUCAUUCCGAGCCAAUAAAAUCUUCUCACCUUCCUACACAACUGCCAAAAUUAUAUUCACAUCAAAAUUAUUUACCUCAAACUCCCCAAAAUUGUUUGCUAUCAAAAACUCAAAAAUUAUGUCAACCUUUUGAUCAAAUAUCGUCACGAAAAGAAUUUCCAGAUUAUUCAUCCCCUAUGGGACAUAAUCCACUGUAUCCGCCAUGCUCUUCACUGUCAGCGUACCCCAUUAGUAAUGUACCAAAUACUAGAUACGAAUUAUCACAAUUAUAUCCCUCAUCUAUGUUGCCGCCUAACAACGAAGUACCAGGUUGUAUCUGUCUCCCAUCAAAUCAGACACAACCAGAAUCAAAUGAAGUCUGUGAAGAUGCUUGUCCAGGCGUGGCUGAUACCACGGCCGGUAAAGUAGUUUCCGAAAUUGUGAAUACUGGUCUGCCGUACAAAGAAAUCGAAGCAAUAAUCAAUGACAAUCGAAUGGUUAUCAGAAUACAGAAGGAUCCAGCAGAGAAUGAAUUCGAUCCUCCGUGUGAUUGCGACGAUAACAAUCUGUCAGGAUUGAAGACGCCUGCUGGAGAAGAAAAACGUUUCAUGGGUAAUCAGAAAGGAAAUAACGUUGUAUUUCAAAUGGCAAGUGCAAAUCCGACACAGAUCAAUCAAAAUACAACAUUAAAUCGAUCAUGCGAUCAAAAUGAUGUCGGAUGUCGUACCGUGACAGUAUUUCCGCAAGUGGAUGUUACGCCUUCAGCGCCAGCAGUUCCAACUAUUCGUGAGGACGAGAAGAAAGAGAAGAAGGACAAGAUCGAUAAACCGAGAAUGCCAAGGUCCAUUGAUCUUGAGGAGAAUCCUAAUAUCUUUCUUCUGCGAAUCAGAAAAAAGAGUGAUAACGGCGAGAAGAAGACCAAUAUCGAUUUGGAAUUUCGGACGCCGAGACCCUGGCGAACAGAAACCAAACCUAUUGAAAAGGUCGCACCUGCGAAGCCGCAUCAGGAAGAUACGUCGAAGGACAAGGAUGAGGGGAAGAAGAAGAAGAAGGCAAAGUGCAUUGAAGGAGACUGGACCACAGUUACAAUAGGAAUGCUGGAAUGCGUCACGUGAAAUGAGAUCGAAUCGUAGCAUCGGGUUUUUCAAUGGAAAAAAGUAGAAAAGCUUGAACUUUUCUUCCCACGAAGGCGGCACCUUUUUUUUACGUAACCGGCAAUUAUCUGCGCUAAAUCGAAUUUCUAUAAGCGUCAAAAAAUAAAAAAUCAAUUUGAACCCAUUGUUAAGUCAGGCUCUCAUUGAUCCAUUCAGCCGUGUCCUAUGUAGAUAUCUAUAGUGGUCAACCUGGAUAGGAACGGCUACCAACUUUCAGAUAAUACAGGUUUUAGACAAGUGUGUAAUGCGCCUACAUCUAUGGGCGUAGAAUUUCUUCUUUUUCUUUCUUAAUAACCGAUAACCUUCAUAGACCCAUUUUCAUAGGAUUGAAUAGUUGAUCUUCAAAGAUGCAAUCAAUUAUUAAUACCAACUGUAUAAAAUCACUCAUAAAUCUAAUAACCAAUAAUUUCCAGCUUUUCUAAUGAAAAAAAGGCCAGACUCAUUAACAAGAUACAAAAAAAUAUAUUCAUAUGUACCGGACUUUUGUUAGAAUUACCAAAAAAAAAAGACUCUUUAAGAGGGACAGGUUUCAAAAUUCCAAUGUGACGUAUUAGUAUGUCAAAUACAAUGUUACCAACAUACAAGGUCAGAGAAGAGAAUUUAUCAAAGUUUGAGAAGCUCCUGGCGGUUCUCACGGCCGAAGCCAAAAGUCAGGUGCGUUGUUGAAUGGACUUUCUGGUCCAUUCAUUCUUCCGCACAGCCACCCGCCCACUACGAGCCCAUUUUUGAGGCGAGAGAGAAAGAGACGAAGGAAAAAAUGAAAAGAAGCAGGAGAACAAAAAAGAAAACGAUUUCCCGGCAAAGUGCACAAUCAAAAGUUGCGCCAUUGUAUACAUGCGUAAGGCUUAUAAGCGUUUAUGGUCCUCCGCUAUUAUACUCGCGAGUAUAAUGAUGACGCAAACCCCAUAGCUAUACGUAAUUUCGAGCCUCGGCUAACAUAAUGCGAUUAGGUACGAGUGAUGAUCGUCUCCAUUCUUCGCGCAUCCCUGAAGAUACGCCUUGACUAGUUUUUAAAAAAGUGAAAACCUUAGGGUUCCGUAAAGAUGAGCUCCGGCAUUUAAAAAAAAUAAAAAAAAUAUUUUAUACUGACUUUACAAUUUAUUUUUGUAUUACAAUAACCAAUUGAUUCCAUAUUACCUGUACAAGGUAUUAUUUACUUGAUAUUCAAAAUAUUAUAUAACGCGAGUUAUUUUCAAAAUCGAUUAAAUUUUCG
Cephus cinctus (wheat stem sawfly) is the source of this 2467-nucleotide messenger RNA. RefSeq lists its product as uncharacterized. NCBI's taxonomy places the organism in Eukaryota, Metazoa, Arthropoda, Insecta, Hymenoptera, Cephidae. The record is from RefSeq and is a predicted model, not a curated record. The transcript is spliced from 2 exons. The coding region runs from base 76 to 1215 and encodes 379 amino acids.